Messenger RNA from Apus apus (common swift), 7487 nucleotides. It is a transcript of the gene PTPN6, whose product is annotated as protein tyrosine phosphatase non-receptor type 6. Lineage: Eukaryota; Metazoa; Chordata; Aves; Apodiformes; Apodidae. Gene Ontology annotation, biological process: protein dephosphorylation. Gene Ontology annotation, molecular function: protein tyrosine phosphatase activity. The record is from RefSeq and is a predicted model, not a curated record. The transcript has 15 exons. The coding region runs from base 5038 to 6885 and encodes 615 amino acids.
GAGCGCCCGCCUCUUUCUGGAUUGAGCCUGUGCCAGUGCUUUGGGAGGCCCAGUUAUGUACCAGCCUCUGCAAAGGGGUCAUUGUUUAUAGAAACCUUGGUGUGAAGCCUUAGGACUUGGUAUGAAAGCAUUUACAAAUUAGCUGUUCGAAGCAUACUAGGUGAUGUGUCCCUAAACACAAUGAAGUGCCAUGAAUGCCCCCAAAGCCCCUGUCCCCAGCAGAGUUAGGGCAGCUAACUCCCACCCUGCCACUCACGGCUGCAUUGUUUUCCAGCUGAAUGUGCCAUCAAACACGUCAGCCCUGAGCUGAGAGAUGCAGCAAGGAGUGGCACGGUGUGGGAGGGCUGGGCUUGCCCCAUUUUCUGCAGCCUGGCUGAGACAUAGAAUCAUAGAAUCCUAGGCGUUGGAAGGGACCUUGAAAGAUUGAUCUAGUCCAACCCCCCUGCCAGAGCAGGGUCACCCAGAGCACAUCACACAGGAACGUGUCCAGGCGGGUUUUGAAUGUCUCCAGAGAAGAAGACUCCACAGCCUCUCUGGGCAGCCUGUUCCAGGGCUCUGUCACUCUCACAGGAAAGAAGUUCUUCCUCAUGUUCACAUGGAACCUCCUGUGCUCCAAUUUGUAUCCAUUACUCCUUGUCCUAUCACUGGUCAUCACUGAAAAAAGCUUAACUCCAUCUUCUUGACACUCACCCUUUACGUAUUUGUAAACAUUGAUGAGGUCACCCCUCAGUCUCCUUUUCUCCAAACUAAACAUCAUAAACGACAUAAAAUUGUAUCUUCUUGUCUUUUGGGACUGAAGAGAGAGAAACCUAGUGGAGCAGCCUUGGUCCAGCUUGAGGUUUUGUGUUUCUAACCAGUUCUGUGUGUGCCUGCCGCCCUUGGAAGCCUGGAGGUCUUUUGGGAGGGUGAUGGGGGCUAGGGUGGUGGGGCUGCGUGUGAAGAAUCUCCCCCUAAGAGAUCAGGGAGCUGCAGGGAGCCAGGUGCGAGAGAGCUGCUGCCCAUUUUACCUUCUGUGCCUGCCGGUUACAAACCAGGUAGGAAUGCAGCCAGCAAGGGCGUGAGCUUCAGGGAUAGGAGGCAGGAAGAGCACUCAGUCUCCAUCCACCUCUCCCGGCUUGGCCUUGGCCUUCCCCCACCCCUCUAAUUAUUCAUUAACCACAGCCCAGGAAGUGCUUUGCAAAUGGUGGAAAUUAAGCCCUCUGCUUGAGGCCUGGGGUUUGCCUGACCUGGAGCUACCUCCUUCUUAGUCUGCCUUGGAACAGGCGGAGUCUGGGGCCGUGCCCGUGCAGAUUGGACACAGGUGAGUCGCAGGAGGUGCUGCAGCCCCCAGGUGCUGCCAGCUGCCUCUGCAGGGCCCUGGUACUCACCCCGUGGGCACCCAGCCCUGUUGGGAAGGUGCGAGUCCACCCCUUCUCUGGCAGGGUCUUUGCUCUCCCUCCCAAGUUCAUCUCGAGAGACUGCCCUCAUCAUUCCAAUAUUGCUUCCUCUCCGUCAGUAGGACCCCUUGGCUCUAGCACCUCCCACAUCUGCUGCUGUCAGAGAGUGGCCCAUCGCGGGGAUCUGAGAGGCAAGAUCCUCAUGCCAUCCUGCGGGUGAGUGCUGGGAACGCUAGUCAGGGAAAGAAAAAAAGAGCUGUUGGUGAGAAAAAAAUACUGGCAGUGGGAAUUUGGCUCAGAAGAGAAAAAACCCACCUCCUUUAGGAGCUAGGGGAAAGCCUGAGGGCUGGGAUUCAGGGUGGUUUAGAUUGCUGUUGCUGUCACUGUUGCUUCUCACUUUGUUAAAGAGCAGCAGGGUCUGGAUACCCAGUCCACUACGGUUCCUCCGCCAGCCCCACAGAAUGUUGUACAGAGGUGGUCAGGUGGCUGGCUGACCUUUUUAGUCCUGGUUAUUUCUUGGCUCACUACAGCCUUCCCAGCCCUUUCUGAAACAGCAGAAUAUAAAAUCUCCAGGGUGAGUCCAGGCAGGUUCUCUGCUCUGGGGACUGCGAUAGCGUGGUGUAAGGAAAUGGGAUUCACACCAGCAUUACUCUGUGACAAGGAUCUGUGCAACCACAAGUGCUCCAACACUGUCCUGGCGUCCCAUGGCCUGACAGAGAGCACCUGGCUUGGGGAAGUCACAGGAAGAUGGUCCAUCUGCCCAUUCCCCAAGCCCAGGUGGGUUUGACUCUGCACUGAGUCAACACAACUGAGCUACAAUACAGUUCUGUGCAGAACAGCAAAACCUCUCCUCUAAAGUCAUCUCAGCACUGAGAAUCAGAAGUGACAAAUGCGGUGCUGAUUCCCAAAAAGGGCUCCAAAUAGGAUACCCCAAAUGUGAGGGAAGCACAGACCAAUAAAGCUGGUAUCUGGGUAAGAGGGUGGACAGCAUAACAGAAAGCAAUGAGUGUGAUAUUAAAGAAAGAGUCAGCACCUGCUUCUGUGAAGGCAAAUCCCAUCUUGUUUUCUGAGGGACUCAGCAAGCUUGUGGAUAGGGGAGGUCUGGCUGAUCCAGUUCUAAAAAAAAUGAUUUAACAUUAUUUUUUCAUCAAAGUCUUAAAAUAAAGCUACAGUCAUAGCAUAAGAAGGAAGAAGACAACCUUUAUCUUGGGUAAAGAAUUAGUAGAAAAUAGGAAAGAGAAGGUGGAAAUAAACGUCCAGAUUUUACAGGAAAGGGAAUGAAUCAGUGGUCAGAUCACAGGGCCUAACCAGAAAUACAGUAUAUUCCCAAAUGACCUGGAAAGAGAGCUUGGAUGGUGAGGUGACAAAACUGGCCAAUGGUAGAAAGUCAUUCAGGAUAACGGGGUGGGAGAUGACUGUGAGUAACUUUUAGAAGGGCCUUGUGAUAGUGAAUGGGUGGGCAAUAGAACAGCAGGUGAAUAAAAGUAUAGGCAUAUGUAAAACAAUGUUCCUGGAGAAAAAUAAUUCCAAGUUUACAUAUAAAACAAUGAGCUGUAAACUAAUCCUAACCUCUCUGGAGUAAGACUAUGAUUAUAUAUAAAUGCAUGGAAAUGUGAGCUUAAAAUGCUUGGUUGUGGUGAACAGACAGCACAAAUUGCCACUGUGUCUCAAUAUGUCCACUUGUCCCUGGUAUCUUGAACGCUGUAGUUCUGUGCCAUCCUUCAUCCUUAUCUACAAACAAUACAACAGAGCUGGUAACAUCCCAGAGAGGGACAGCAAACAUGAUCAGAGGUGUAGAAAAGCUCUGUGUGAAGAUCACCUUCAUGGGGUUGGAGUCGUCAGUCUGGGAAAGAGCUGAGGAAGGAUACAGACAAUACAGGUCUAUAAAAUCAUUAUCAACCUGGAGGGGGUAAAUAGGAAUCAGCCAUGGAAUUGUCUCUCUCUACGACAAGCAGAUGUGAAUAAAAAUGGGCAGGGAGCAGCUUAUAAGCAAGCCAAAGGAGGGGAUGGUCCUGUAGCUCAGCAGUGGAACUCCUUGCCAAAGGAUGGAUUUGAUGGUUGGCUCUACCAGUAGCUGUAAACAGAGGCUUAGGGAGUACAAGGGGGAAAAGAAACUGUUCCUCCACCCUCUAAAUCGCCCAGUUCCCCUCUAGGUAGUCUCAGAUAGCUGUUAAACCCCUUCAUAAGCAUCUUUUCUCCAGGCUGAAAAAACCCAGCCUGGCAAACCAUGUCUGCCAUGCUCCUGUGGUCUCACUGCCUCGGUGGCCUUAUACUGGAUUCUGUCAAGUUUCUCAGUGUCUUUUUUACAGCAAGUCAGGUGUGGGUGUCUUUUAAUUAACUAUUUCAUUGAUCUCCUCUAAACUUGUUCCUGUGCUAGCAGUAGCUUGGCUCCACAAAGGGUUUACAAGAUGAGGUUCUACCACCUCUGUUUUCCUGAAAGCCAAAGAGAGAACAGCGUAGGAAUAGUUUCUUUGCUGAAAACUUUUGACCUGUUAAUUAUAUUUAAAACAAUAUUUUAACGGUUCAGUUAUAGUCUGCUGUUGCACCCUGCAGCCUGUGAGGAGAGCAACCUCACAGACACCAGCCAUUUGCUUCUCUGCUGUGGUAUUUCCCUCUCUUACCAGCAGGAGCUCCCCCCCAGUUGUCUUUGGUCCAGAUCAAAGACGAGGCAGCUUGUGCAUCCAGUCCUUUCGUGAGCUAAAAGCAACCAGAAGUAUAAAUUCAUUCCAUAAAUGAUGAGACCUGGGAUUUGUAUCGACACAAAUGCUGAUAUGUGGGUUAUGCUGCACCCGGUGCCUUGUCUUACUGGAGGAUACUGAAUUACCUGGGUUUAGUGCUAACUCGUCCUUUCUCUUCUACUCUGGGCUCUUUGCUACCUUGUCCUUUUCCUGUUCCCCUGUGUCCCAUUAAUGUUCUUUUCCUUGGGCAGAUUUUCUCCUUCAGCCAGUUCAUAAGGUGUAGGGGUGCCUAGGUUUUAUUUUUGUCUACCGUGUCUUCAUCAUCUAAUAUUAUUUUGUUACCAGGAAUUCUCUUGUGGGACUUCUCCCCACAAGUUCCUGUUCUUUCUCUCUCACCACUAAACGCUUCUUCCCUGUGCCAUGCUAGACUGGCUCUGAUUUAGGUGCAAGUCUUUAAGGUGCAACUUCUGCAACUUCGAGCUACAGGUCUCUGUGCAUUUAAGUGUCCUUUUUUUUUUUUAAAAAAAAUAAAUAUUAGUUUUCAAUCAGCACAGCUGGAUCCCUGCAGCUCACUGCUGGCUCAUCGUGAAACUAGAAGCAUGUCAAAGGAAGCUGCUGUAGGUGCCUGGCUGCCUUUCUAACAAUGAAGUUUAGCUUCCCACUCAUCUCUCCAGUACUUCCCUUUGUUGUCAGUUUCUGUCUCGUCCACAGGUUUUCUCUCAGCCAUUGCUAGCUGCCUGCUUAGCUUUUUGCAGAAUUUCCCAGUCUGGUGGUGUGCAGGGAAGUCUGCAGCUGGUGAUGCUUGAAAUGAGAAAGUCUUUUGCUGUUCCUGCUGCUCACAUCCCCACACAGGGUAGCUGAGAUGGCCCAGGGAAAAGUCAGGCUCAUUUGCCAGCUGGAUUGCCCUCUUUGGCCACUGCUUAGCUCCUGUUCUUUCAUGAGACCUGCAGACCUUGAAACCAGUGCUACGGAAAAGGGCCACUAUGGGCUGGAACUGGAAACAACUAGACAACUGGAAAUGGUGGUUUCACCGUGACUUGAGUGGGCUGGAAGCUGAAGCCUUGUUGAAGGGUCGAGGUGUCCAUGGGAGCUUUCUGGCCAGACCCAGUCGGAAGAAUCAGGGGGACUUUUCUCUUUCAGUUCGGGUUGGUGACCAGGUAACCCACAUCCGCAUCCAGAAUACUGGGGAUUUCUAUGACCUCUAUGGAGGGGAGAAGUUUGCCACCUUAUCAGAACUGGUGGAGUACUACACACAGCAACAGGGCUCGCUGCAGGACAAAGAUGGAACCAUCAUCGACUUGCGAUACCCCCUGAACUGUUCUGACCCCACUACAGAGAGAUGGUACCACGGGCAUCUGUCAGGCUCUGCAGCUGAGUCACUUCUUCAGGCCAAAGCCAUCCCUUGGACCUUCUUGGUGCGGGAGAGCCUCAGCAAACCUGGGGAUUUUGUCUUGUCUGUCCUCACUGACCAGCUGAAACCUGGGUCUGAUGUUGCAGCAGCUGGGGCAACCAGUGCCUCUGGGGCCCAGCUCAAAGUCACCCACAUCAAGAUCAUGUGUGAGAAUGGACGCUACACAGUUGGAGGUGCUGAAACAUUUGACAGCUUGGCAGAUCUGGUGGAGCACUUCAAGAAGACUGGAAUUGAGGAGGUGUCUGGCUCCUUUGUGUACCUGAAGCAGCCCUACUAUGCUACAAGGGUGAAUGCUGCUGACAUUGAGAACAGAGUGCACGAGCUGAACAAGAAGUGUCUAUCUGAGGAGACAUCCAAGGCUGGAUUCUGGGAGGAAUUUGAUAGUCUGCAAAAACAGGAACCCAAGCACCUGUUUGACCGUCAUGAGGGUCAGAGGCCUGAAAACAAGUGCAAGAACCGAUACAAGAACAUCUUGCCCUUUGAUCACUCCAGAGUCGUCCUCCAAGGAAGGGACCCAAAUAUACCAGGAUCUGACUAUAUCAAUGCCAACUAUGUCAAGAACAACCUGAUCAGCCCAGAUGAGUGCACGAAGACCUACAUUGCUAGCCAGGGCUGCCUGGACACCACAGUCAAUGACUUCUGGCAGAUGGUGUGGCAGGAGAACACGCGCAUCAUUGUGAUGACCACACGGGAGGUAGAAAAAGGGCGGAACAAAUGUGUGCCUUACUGGCCAGAGGUGGGCAGCACAAGGGGAUACGGUCCCUAUCUCGUGGAGAACGCUGGGGAGCACGAUGCGUUGGAGUACAAACUCCGGCACCUCUGCGUCUGUCCCAAGGAGAAUGGUAAGGCUGUGCGGGAGAUCUGGCACUACCAGUACCUGAGCUGGCCUGACCACGGUGUACCCAGCGAGCCAGGAGGAGUGCUCAGCUUCCUCGACCAAAUAAACCAGAAACAAGAGAGCAUCCCAGAUGCAGGGCCCAUUCUGGUGCAUUGCAGUGCUGGGAUUGGCCGCACUGGGACCAUCAUUGUCAUUGAUAUGAUAGUUGAAACCAUCUCCACCAAGGGACUUGACUGUGACAUUGACAUCCAGAAGACCAUCCAGAUGGUGAGGGCCCAGCGUUCAGGGAUGGUGCAGACAGAGGCCCAGUACAAGUUCAUCUACAUGGCCAUCUGCCAGUUCAUAGAGACAACCAAGAAAAAGCUGGAAGUUAUCCAGUCUCAGAAAGGCAAGCCGAAUGAAUCAGAGUAUGGGAACAUUGCCUACCCCCCUGCAGUGAGGAACGUGCAUGCCAAGGCUACACGAAAAUCCUCCAAGCAGAAAGAGGAGUCAACUGUUUAUGAGAACUUGGGGAAAAAGGAGGAGAAGAAGAAACAGCGCUCCUCAGAGAAGAAACAGAAAGGCUCACUGAAGAAAAAAUAAGCACAUGUUGCAGGUAACCCCAGGGGGGUUUUGAACCCAGGGAGCAGGACUGGGGGUCAGGUCCAGGCUGGCCUGUCUCGCAUUUCUUGCUCCCCAGCUGAAACUCUGCCUCUCCCUUCUGUGCCACCUCCCAGUGCCCUGAACCAGGCUGCUUCUCAGCUCAGCUGACUGACUCGAUUGACCGACUCUGAGGUCCCUGACCUGUGCAGGCUGGCCAGGGCUCUUGGUGUCCCUUCAUCAGUCAUUAACAGAAAGAAAUCCCACCCCUUCUUCCCCUCGCUCUCCAAGCACUGGGGCCCCAACUCCCCUCUGCUGUGUCAGCUGCUUAGGGAAGAGUUAAAACAGCUCUUUACAGGAGCUACAGCUCUGCCCACUGCUGUGAGUGCCUGUUACGUUCCCUGAAGUCUCAGCUUUCAGAAUUCGGAGGCCUCUUUCAGCUUGGCUGCUCUGCAAUUCAAUGGGAAACUUCCUCCUGCCCUAACACCAACCCUCUGCCCUACAACCUCUUUUGUUGGAGCCUUCGAUUGGAUGCUGUAAAUAUACCAGAAUUUGAUGUGAUUGCCACGUUUUCUCUUUUGUAAAUAAACAUGUACUUGGUUGCA